AUGAAUAACAAUUAUAAUCUAGCAGAAUCCUCUUAUAUUAAUUUGGAAGAAUUACUAUACAUUAUUAAGGGAAAUACUUUAGAUGAUUGGGAUAAUCAAAAGACAUCUUACUUAAAAAAAUAUGAAAAAAGCUUAAUAAUGGAUAGAUCAGGAAUCGGCGUAUUUUAUUUAAAAAUUAAAGAAUAAAAUGAAAGAGAUGUUGUCAAUGUUUAUAUGAAUGAUUAAGAAAAAAAAUAAUUAGAGAGUACUGUAUAUUAUAUAUAUAUAAAGAAGAAAGAGAGGCUAUUUAGAUGAUUAAUAUAAAUUAGUUGUAUAUAAAAUAAAGAUUAAAUUAUAAUUGCAAUUAAAUUUAGAGACAAUAGUUUUUUAUUGCUAAACAAGUCUGA
Messenger RNA from Paramecium pentaurelia, 386 nucleotides. NCBI's taxonomy places the organism in Eukaryota, Ciliophora, Oligohymenophorea, Peniculida, Parameciidae. The record is from the annotation of a GenBank genome assembly.